Peniophora sp. CBMAI 1063 is the source of this 297-nucleotide messenger RNA. NCBI's taxonomy places the organism in Eukaryota, Fungi, Basidiomycota, Agaricomycetes, Russulales, Peniophoraceae. The record is from the annotation of a GenBank genome assembly.
AUGACGCGCCUACCAGAGUUCCGCGAGCCGCGCAAGGAAGAUACGGUCCGUGGCACCAACGACAAGGGGCGCGUGCAGAACAAUGGCUUCAUUAACCGGGACCAGGUGCACAAGAAACUGGAGGAGCGGGCGAAGACGCUGGAGCAACUCUUCCGCUUCGCCGUCGGCUUAUUCCACGAAGCGAUGGCGGCGACCAAGCACGAGAAAACGACUGUCCAGCACCGCGUCGCGUUGGAAAUCAGGUCGCCUUACGCUGCCGCGACCAUCAUGAGGCGUACGUGGGGAACGCUGCGCUAG